GUGACAGUUUCGUGAUAUAAGAAUUGAGGUUAUGUUAUUUUUGUGAUAAAAGGACUCCCAAAAAAUGGCAACAAAUUACGCAAAAUACGCUCAACUCAUCAAACACUCGAGCAACUACGCGCAGCGAAUGAAGCGCCUAUCCAACCGCAUCUUCGGCGAGGUGGCUAUACCCACAAAUCCCAAAUCCAUGAAGGUGGUAAAGAUGUUCUCAGCGAAGCCGGUCCACACGAAUGAGGAGAUCAUCCACUACUACCCGCGGCACGUGGAGACGCACGCGCUGGUGCUGCGCCUGCGCGAGUACGGGCUGUUCCGCGACGAGCACCAGGACUUCAAGGAGGAGAUGAAGCGGUUAAGGGAACUGCGGGGGAAGGUGAAGGUGUGGCGCCGGUACGCUGACAAGGAGAAGACGGAAUAGUGUCGCGUUGG
Messenger RNA from Cydia amplana, 426 nucleotides. RefSeq names its product small ribosomal subunit protein mS33 (gene mRpS33). NCBI's taxonomy places the organism in Eukaryota, Metazoa, Arthropoda, Insecta, Lepidoptera, Tortricidae. The record is from RefSeq and is a predicted model, not a curated record. Gene Ontology annotation, cellular component: mitochondrion. The coding region runs from base 65 to 415 and encodes 116 amino acids. The transcript has 2 exons.